GUAUCUGGGGUGGGCACCAACAGGGCUAAGGUUACCCUGGUAUGCUAAGGGCUCCCCGGGGCAGGGCUAUAUAACUCCACAUGGACUGCUCCAGGCUGACUCUCUGCUUUGUUCCAGCUGGAGCUCCUGCCUUACUCUCAGAAGACAUAAGACAUGGCACCUAAGAAGGCCAAGAGAAGGGCAGCAGCAGAAGGAAGCUCCAAUGUCUUUUCCAUGUUUGACCAGACUCAGAUCCAGGAGUUCAAAGAGGCCUUCACUGUAAUUGAUCAGAACCGUGAUGGCAUUAUUGACAAGGAGGACCUUCGGGACACCUUCGCAGCCAUGGGCCGCCUCAAUGUGAAAAAUGAGGAACUAGAUGCCAUGAUGAAGGAAGCCAGUGGUCCCAUCAACUUCACUGUCUUCCUGACCAUGUUUGGGGAGAAGCUUAAAGGCGCUGACCCCGAGGAUGUGAUCACAGGUGCCUUCAAGGUCCUGGACCCAGAAGGGAAGGGCACCAUCAAGAAGCAGUUCCUGGAGGAGCUGCUUACCACACAGUGUGACCGCUUCUCCCAGGAGGAGAUCAAGAAUAUGUGGGCUGCCUUCCCCCCGGAUGUGGGCGGCAACGUAGACUACAAGAACAUCUGCUACGUCAUCACGCACGGUGAUGCUAAGGACCAGGAGUAGAGAGGACCCUCUUAGGGCCUCUGGUGGCCAACAACACUUCCAGCCAGUCCGAUUCUCACCCAAACAAACUCCCAAUAAAAUUCAACUGGUCUUUCUU
This is a messenger RNA of Dipodomys spectabilis (banner-tailed kangaroo rat), 760 nucleotides long. RefSeq names its product myosin light chain, phosphorylatable, fast skeletal muscle (gene Myl11). Gene Ontology annotation, cellular component: cytoplasm. Gene Ontology annotation, molecular function: calcium ion binding. The transcript is spliced from 7 exons. The coding region runs from base 154 to 663 and encodes 169 amino acids. The record is from RefSeq and is a predicted model, not a curated record. NCBI's taxonomy places the organism in Eukaryota, Metazoa, Chordata, Mammalia, Rodentia, Heteromyidae. Gene Ontology annotation, biological process: skeletal muscle tissue development.